Messenger RNA from Hypanus sabinus (Atlantic stingray), 1456 nucleotides. RefSeq names its product mitochondrial ribosomal protein L54 (gene mrpl54). The coding region runs from base 52 to 450 and encodes 132 amino acids. NCBI's taxonomy places the organism in Eukaryota, Metazoa, Chordata, Chondrichthyes, Myliobatiformes, Dasyatidae. The record is from RefSeq and is a predicted model, not a curated record. The transcript has 3 exons. Gene Ontology annotation, molecular function: structural constituent of ribosome. Gene Ontology annotation, cellular component: mitochondrial large ribosomal subunit.
UCGGUGAGGGGCGGGGUUUGAUGACGUCUGUGAUUGACGGGCGGCCGAGUGAUGGCGGCGCCCAGUGUUUGGACGCUGGGCCGCUGCUCGGUGAGGAGCGCGUUUCUGCGGAGCACUGCGGUCUGCCGAGCACCGGCAAAUGGUUACGCCAAGAAAGCAGCUGUUAAGGGAAAAAGUAAGAUUGGAAUCAAAGAGGCACUGCCAAGUCCUGAGUUAUGUAAGGAUCCUGCCAUUCUGACCACUCAUGCUGUGGGAGUGAAUAUCUACAAGCAAGGUGCAGAUCCAAAGCUACUGCCAGAUUCUGAAUACCCCGACUGGUUGUUUUCCUUGAACCUUGGACCGCCAAAGAACCUGGAUGAACUGGACCCAGAAUCCCCGCAAUACUGGAAAAGGAUAAGAAAACAACACAUGUGGCAACAUAACAAAGAACACAAAGGAAAGAAAUUCUAACACAAAUUUUGGGUGUGAGCCACAAGUAUCCAGUUCACUAAAAUGAUGAAUGUCUUCAAAGGAGUUUUGAGCAGCAGUGGUCCUGUGGAACAAACUGUCAAACCAGCAAGGAAGACCUGUGAAGGAGCUGAACUGUAUACAAUAUGACCCAUGUGGGGAAAAUGUGACUAACACUUGCAUUGUCGAUUAAUAAUACAAAAUAAAAAGAGAGAAAUAUUUUCCUUGCUUCCCGCUGCUCCAGGAGGAAAUGGGUCUCAAGGGGGAAAUAUAUGCCCUGGCUAUUGAGAAAGAAAUUCUGUAGGUUCUAACUAGAGUAGUGAUAAAGUCCUUCUGCUUCAUUAUUCUGGGUAUUCAAGUUCUCUUCAGUCACUUCUGCAGGGAUCUUCUUCUUUGGGUUCAUUAUUGAGGAACCUGUUCUCCACAAUCAAUAAGUAUUAGGAGCAGGCCAGCAGGCCCCUCAUGCCUGUGCUACUAUUCAAUAGGAUCACAGCUGGUCUUGUGCUCGCCUCAAAUGCCCUACUGUGCCAGUCCCCACAGGUCCAAAUCCCUCAUUCUUUCAAAUGUCUAUCCAAUUCCACUUUAAAUUUAUCUGGUGACCUGGUCUCCAACAUCCUCAGGGGCAAAGGAUUCUAGAAAAUCACUAACAGUAGAAAUUUCUGCGCGCCUCAGUUUUAAAUGACUGGUUAUUUUGUUCAUGACUUGUUCACAAGUGAAAACAUUUGAAAAUCUAUUAUGUCAAGCCCUCUUACAAUUUGCGUUAAUUGGUGCUGGUAUAUUAGUCUCCAUGUUUCUGGGACACAGGUUCUCUGAUCUCACAAUUGAUGGUGCACUUGUUUUUUUCCCUGUCACUGGGGUUCCUGGGCAGUGGUUCUUUGGUUUCCCUGUUGCUGAGGUGCUCUUCCCCUGGGCUCUGACUACUGUUAGUGUAUUGGAUCUUUAAGCUCUGGCUGGAGUUUGAAGGAUCUCCAUUAAAAUGUCAAUAAAAUAAUGUCCUGUACUGACUAUA